UGCUGUUCCAGUCGGGUUUCAUUGGUUUCAGCCAUUUCAUUGGUUUCAGCCAUUUCAGUUGCUGUUUGACUGCCGGAGAAGUUUGUUGUGCAUUUUUUUUGGUGCGCGGCGUGCCACGGAUUACAACCACAACCACACUAACACACACUCAGCGGUCAAAUUAAGUUUUUUUUUUUUUCGUUACCCAACUCGCAAGUGCCGUGCAAUUAUUGUUCUAAUUUUGUUAACCGAAAUUGAAAACCGUCGACGCUUUUUGACAAACAACGCAACAACCAAAUUGGCGUAGCGAAGAAAAGAAUCACAAACAACGAAACAGGGGAAAGAGGGAAGACAAGAAGAGAGCGGCAGAAGACUCUGCGGAUGAAAUGUAGCAGAAUUCUUAUAAUCUUCUGUGUGCGGUGACGAAGUGACGAUAAAAGCAACCGAGAAAGGAGCAAAGAGAGAAGAAGAAAGAAGGUUUAAGAAAGAGCUCAAAAACAUAAAACACAAACUCACACGCUGGCAGAACGGUUAAAUGAAACGCAAGGCAACAACAAAGCAACAAUGAAUCAACCGGUUUGAAGACCACAUCCACACGGCAGUCCAUUCCCAAUUAGAUCAGAUCAGAUCCGAUCCGAUCCAGGAAUCCAGAAGAGCUACAGAAGGAAGGAGAGGCUACAGAAGCAGGAGAUCGGGAGAGUAUCGUUUCCACACCGAUCCCACCGGAGGACAGUGAUUAGAGAGUUGCGGAAUACUCAAGAAAGCACAUUGGAGCCAUGGACUGGGCCGAAGGCGAUCUGGUCUGGUUCGAUCCGGGCAUGGGACACCCCAUUCCCGGCGAGAUCCAGGAGGUCCACCGCGCUGCCCAGGUGAUCGUCGUCCAGGCGCUCAUUAAAGGAAAGAUGCGCAUCGUCCGGUUCCACUUGGAGCCGUGGCAGCGCGGCGGCGGCGGAUCGGUGACCCCGAGUCCCGCCCAGUCGCCCUCGUUGGCGCUCCUCUCGCCGCAUGUCUUGCGUCGCCAGCGGCCCGCCAGCUUGGAGGAUCUGGAGGAUCUACCGGGCCACCAGCACUCCUCCAUCAAGCAUCCGGCUGUGCCCUCCAGUCGCCUGCGACGCCUCAAGUGCAGAUAUCCGCAGGUCGUCAAGCGACUCUCCACCCUCUGCAGCGAUGUCAUCGCCCGCCAUCCACAGACGUUCGCCUUGCAGCCAGGAGAGGGAAGUCUGCGGGCUCGUCAGGAUCUGGGGAGCAGCGGAGUGGAGGACAUGACCCUUCUGGACGACCUGCACGAGGCGUCGCUGCUGUGGAACCUGCGAUUGCGCUACGACAAGGGUUUGAUCUACACCUUCGCGGGGAGCAUCCUGAUCGCGGUGAAUCCCUACAAGAUGUUCCCCGAUGCCUACGGACUGGAGGUGGCCAAGCAGUACGCCGGGCGUCCGCUGGGUUCCCUUCCCCCGCACCUGUUCGCCAUUGGAGCGGCUGCCCAUGCGGCUCUGCCCUCGCCGCAGGUGGUGGUCAUCUCCGGGGAGAGCGGCUCCGGCAAAACGGAGUCCACCAAGCUGGUGAUGCAGUACUUGGCGGCGGUGGUUCCCGGCGGUGGUUCCGCCUCGGCGGUGAUCACCGAGCAGAUCCUGGAGGCGGCACCUCUUCUCGAAGCCUUUGGCAAUGCGCGGACCGCUCGGAAUGACAAUAGUUCGAGAUUCGGAAAGUACUUAGAGGUCUACUUCAAGAGCGGCGCCAUCGUGGGGGCCCGCAUCACGCAGUACCUGCUGGAGAAGUCGAGGAUCGUGACGCAGGCGCCGGGGGAGCGCAACUACCACGUCUUCUACGAGCUCCUCGGCGGACUCUCCGAAGCGGAGCGGUCCAAGUACGGACUCCUCGAGGCGGACAAGUACUUCUACCUGAACCAGGGAGCCACCGAUUGCGCCAGUGGUCGCGUGGACUGGGAGUCGCUGCAGGGAGCCAUGCAGGUUCUCGGGGUUUCCGAGGGCGAAAGGGAAGGGAUCGUCCGUGUUCUGGCCGCGGUGCUCCACCUGGGCAAUGUCUACUUCCACCGCAGGCAACUGCGACAUGGCCAGGAAGGAGUGGAGGUGGGCUCCGAUGCGGAGAUCAAGUGGGCCGCCCACCUGCUGCACAUCAGCGCCGAGGGACUGCAUCGAGCUCUGACCAGCAGGACGACAGAGGCGCGAGCGGAGCGACUCCACACGCCACUGGGAAUCGAUCAGGCUUUGGAUGCCCGCGAUGCCUUCGCGAAGGCGCUUUACGCAGGACUCUUCAACUGGUUGGUCUCCCGCAUCAACUCGAUCGUCCAGAAGGGUGGAACCCACGAUGCACAUCGCAUCAGCAUCCUGGACAUCUUCGGGUUCGAGGAUCUGGCGGAGAACAGCUUCGAGCAGCUGUGCAUCAACUAUGCGAACGAGAACCUGCAGCUCUACUUCAACAAGCACGUUUUCAAGCUGGAGCAGGCGGAGUACGCCAGGGAGCGAUUGGAGUGGACUCCCUUGGCUUGGGACGACAACCUGCCGGUGAUCCAUCUGCUGGCCAAGAAGCCAGUGGGCAUCUGUCACCUGCUAGACGACGAGUCCAACUUCCCGCGCGCCACCGAUCUGAGUUUCCUGGAGAAGUGCCACUACAACCAUGCGCUUAGCGAGCUCUACGCUCGUCCGAGGAUCGGUGCCCAGGAGUUCGGGGUGACCCACUACGCUGGUCAGGUGUGGUACUGCGUCGAUGGAUUUCUGGACAAGAACCGCGAUGCCUUGCGGGGAGAUGUCCUGGAGCUCCUCGCCUCCAGUCGACUGCCUUUGGUGGGCGAACUGACCAAGCAGUUGAGAGCACAGCGGGAUGCUGGGAAGACCCUUCCGAAGGGCAGCAAUGGACGCUUCGUUACCAUGAAGCCGCGCACUCCCACGGUGGCCGCCCGCUUUGCGGACUCACUGCAGCAACUCCUGCAGUCGAUGGGUCGCUGCCAUCCGUGGUUCGUGCGCUGCAUCAAACCGAACCAGGAGAAGCACGCCCUCCGCAUGGACAUGCCCUGUGUGCUCCAGCAACUCCGCUAUUUGGGCAUGCUGGACACCAUCCAGAUCCGGCAGCGCGGCUACCCAGUGCGUCUGCGCUUCCAGCACUUCGUGGAGCGCUAUCGCCACCUCCUCGCCGCCCCACUUGCGAGGGGAACUCCCUACCGGGAGCUCUGCCGCGCUCUCCUGGAGGCGAUGCCACGAACGGGAGUGGAGGGACCCGAUUACCAACUGGGCGCCACGCGCGUCUUCCUCCGGGAGGCUCUGCAUCGCGCUCUGGAAAGCGGACGCACGGAGCGCCUUCGUCGGGCGGCGGUCAGUGUGCAGCGACAUGUGCGUGGAAUGCUGGUUCGUCGGCAGUUGGCGCGUCGCCAGGCGGCGGCCACUCGGUUGCAGGCUCGCUGGCGAGGUCAGCGGGAUCAGCAGCGGUACGAGCGACUGCGAAGGGGAGCCAUCACUGCUCAGCGCUUGUGGAGGGGCAGGCAGGCCAGGAGGAGGGUGCAGCAGCUCCGCUCGGAUCAUCGGAGGCGCCAGGAGGCAAGGGAGGCGGCUCAGCGAGCUCGAGAGGCACGGGAAGCCAAGCAGGCGGUGCUGGAGCGCAGUCAACUAAGCUACCUGGAUAUUCCCGCAGAGCUCGCUUUCAUCUACUCGAAGCUCCAGGGUUGGUCGCCUCCGCACGGAGAUCGUCACCUGGUAAAGGUUCUGGGCACAGUGCCAGGACCUCCGGCAUCCUCUGUCCAACUACCCGAGGAUCUGGCGCAGUUCUCCUUCGGGAAGUUCAGCAGCGUCUACUGCAACGGAUUGCGCCUGCAGCCGCGCAGGGAACCCAUCACUGCCCCACUCCUCACGAGAGCCGCUUCGCGGGACCAGGACUUCCAGGAUGCCCUGGCCGUGUUCAAGUUGAUCCUCCGCUGGAGCAAUGACAAGGCGCUCGAGGGCGCCAAGGAGAAGCUGCUGGCAGACUACAUAGUGCACAAGGCACUCAGCUCGCGGGGAUUGCGGGAUGAAAUCCUGGUGCAGUUGUGCAACCAGGUCCAUGGAUUGCCACCCAACUCCUCGGAGGCCACGCGAUUGUGGCAACUGUUGGGCCAGUGCCUCUGCUGCUUCCAACCAAGUGCCGCUUUCAGCAAGUAUCUGAUGCGCUUCGUGGACGACGAGGCGCCUGCUGCACUGCGUCCGCUGCUCCUGCGCCAGCUGCUCCGCCAGCAGGGAGGAGGUUCCCACUCGGCGGUGGGCGGUGCCUGUCGGAGCUUCGUUCCCGCCUGGUUGGAGUGGCGUGCCUGGACGCGAGGGUGCGACAUGGCCCUUCCCCUGACUCUCCCCGAUGAGGCGAGUCAAACGGUGGCCGUGGACUCGUGGACCAGUUGUGAGGAAGCCGCCGCCUUGGCUGUUUCCUCACUUGGAGUGGCCAGCAGGGGAUGGACUCUCGUGCUGGAUGAUGGACAGCAACUAACAGACAGCUGUGGACUGGACUACGUAAUGGAUCUGAUUGCGGAGAAGGAGCUCUGUCCCGCUUUCCCAGCGCCAAGGAGCGAUCUCCUCCGAUCGGGUGCCAAGUUCGCAAGGACUGCACUUCCGGAGGCAGUGAAGCGACCAGCGGUUCCGCCACCCGCUCCACCCACUUCCAGUGGCAAGGAGGAAGUGCCCCGCGAAAGGAGGAGCAGCAGGGAACUCCUCUCGCGGAGCUCAGCCCUAAAUGAGAGGUACUUCGAGAGGGAACCCAGCCCGGGAGCAGGAGGAUCGGGCUCGGGAUCGGGAGCGAGUGCCAGUGCGGCCAAGUCGCGUUCCAAGUCACUGGACGACCUCCUGGCCGGGGACAUAGCACCCGUGCCACCAGACUGCGACUCCCAGGAGCCACUCCACACUCUUGGCCUCUCGGAGAGUCGCCUGAACGAGCGGUAUCAUUCCGCAGAGAGGCUGGCUCCCAUGGGAAAGGAGGCGGCUCCGCGCUACCAGAAGUCCCAGCACGCCGGUCGACGUUCCCAUGCCGCCUCCCACGGAUCGCAUUCGAGCAAGUACGCGGACAAGGCGGAGUACGCCACCCGAUCCUCCGCGAUGUCGGACACCAGUGAGGCUCCUUCCUUGGCUUCCCAUGUGCGAAGGGUGAGGGUUCCCUCGCAGGCGUCGGAUGUGGAUCAGUUCCUGGAUGACCUCUUCAGUCCGGUGUUGGAUGGAUCCUUGGACGAGUUGUCCGAUGCCCGCUCCUUGGCGGCCAGCAUUCGUGGCGGAGGUUAUCGGCCGGGAGAAGAGGAGCCUCAAUCGGAGAUUGAGGAUCUCGAGGAGUACAUCAAUGAUGUGCUGCCCUUGAUGGGUAACUUUGAACAGCUGAGCAACAAGGACCAGCUGGCCAUCAAGAUCAAGGGAGGAGGAGCAAUCAAUCGAAGAGAAUCAAUGAAGCAACAAUCGAGUGAAGAGGAUUCAGAAAUAGAGGACCUAGACGACUACAUCAACGAGGUGUUGCCACCCAUCAAUUUAGUUGGAAGCCUGGACAAAUUGAGCAACAAGGAUCAGUUACCCCUGAUGAUCAAAGGAGGAGGAUCAAAAACCAACGCAGAAGAGGAUUCCCAUAUAGAGAACCUCGAAGACUACAUCAAUGAUGUCUUGCAACCCAUUGAAGUGACCCAAACCCUGGACAAGCUGACCAGCCAGAAAGAGCUAACCCCAAGCAUCCGCGGAGGUGGCAGCACGGACAGCAACGGAGCGGAUCCACUGAUCCACCAGCUGAUGCAGCUGCCCGGGGAACCCGAAUCCGGGCCAGCUCUCUACCAACAGCAGGUGCAACGCGCCUUCCUGCAGUCCGCGAUGGCGCAGAACCUGCAGAUCCAGCAGCAGCUUCUGGCCCAGAACCAAGCACUCCAGACGCUCCUCAGCCAGCAGGCGGCGGCAGCGGCGGUGGUCAGUAGUUCCGCCUCGCCACCACCUGCUCCCCCGAUCCUGGGAAGCCUCUCCAUCUCCCCGCCGCCUCCGCAGUCGCCGCUGCGGAUGAAGGCCACGCGGAGCAGCCUGGUGGUGAUGGAGGCACUGCAGCCGCCGCCUCCUCCUCCUCCGCCUCCAAUGCCGCCGCCACUGGAGUGCAAGGACCCCUCGGAGACGCGCCACUUCCUCGAUCCCUACGGACGCGCCAAGACGGUGCGGAUUGGCAAGUGGCGCUGGCCGCCGCCGCAGGACGAGCCCCAGUUCCAAACGGAGGAGGACUUCUUCGCCUUCAAGAUGCGCCAGCACCAGCGGAAGACCACGCCGCAGGCACAGCACCACCAGCUGAGUGGCAACGGGAUGGACUUGAGUCUGAAUCCGGGGGGCAGGGGCUCCUCCUCCGCCACGGCCAUCGAGUGGGAGGAGUUCGAGAUCGAGAGUCCCACUCCCCCACCUCUGGGUGGAGGCCAGGUGAUGCGCAGCAGCAUCCGGAUGGAGACCACCACCACCACCACCACCACAACUGGAGGAAUCAGCAACAGGGAGAGGGAAAAGGAGCGGGAGAGGGAGCACCAGGAGGUGGGUCCACCCUUGCAGAGCGUGGUCACCACCAAGCUGGCCAAGAAGAGCUUCGAGAUCGGAGCAGACCGACCUCCGCCUGGCAGCGUGGGCAAACUGAAGCUCAGCUCCGAGAUGCGCCAGCGGUUGGAGCAGGUGACCGCCGGUCACUCGGUCCGCUCCACGGUGUCCACCAAGUCGGAGCAGCGUGCUCCGGCCAAACUGGAGGACACCCGCAAGCUGAUGCUCCAACAGCAGCUGGGAGGACUCUUCGCCAGCGUUUCCGGAGGAGGUGGCCCCUCUGCAGGAGGAAACGGAGUGGGAGGCCUGGGAGGAGGAGUAUCGGAUUCCCAUGCCACGGUGCGCACGCAGAUCGAGCGAAUGGAGGGAAAGCUGUCGCCUCCACCCGCUCCUCCCACCGGUUCCUCCUGGCCGGGGGUGCUCCUCCCUCCGGCUCCCAGUGUCCCAGCCCCACCACCACCCAUCCGACCACCCAGCAUGGCGCCGCCUGCUCCACCGCCGGCUCCACAGAGUCCACCGACCACGAGGAGUCCCGAACCGGAGCCAGACUACCGGAGCACCAAGGAACAUGUUCCAGCUUUCAUCCAACGCCAGGAACGCGACACCUUCGGUGCAGUGCGUCAGCAGCAGAUGGGAAUGGGAAUGGGCAUCGGCAUGGGAAUGGGGAUGGGAAUGCACGGGCAGCACAGCCUGCUGAUGGAGGAGCACUCGGCGGGGGGAUCCUCGCCGGCGACGGGCGCUGGCUGGGAUCAGGCGGACCGGGAGAGGUCGCGCAGCCGGAGCAGGAGCCGCGACCGCGAGGACUACUCCGAGUCCGUGUGGGACCGCGCCGAGGUGGAGGGACCCGCCUCCGGGAGCGGGAGCGAGAAGGAGCGCGAGAAGCGGGAGCGGGAACGCGAGCGGCUCUACGAGAUGCGGCAGGUGGAGCGCGAGCGGGAGAGCCACAAGGUCUACCAGCCGGCGCCACCUAGGGUAAUCCAGGCCAGCAUGGACACCACCGGGGGCCACCACCGCUCCGGGUUGGCCACGUUCCGGACGCACAUGGCCCAGAAGUACGAGCACGAACGGAAGAGAAAGAGCUCGGCCAGCUCCGGGAUGCGCGAGGAGCUGGACUCGAUGCACACGACCACGCCGCCGCCGGUGAUCGUUCCCGCUCCAGUGCCUCCGCCGGCGACGAGCAGUCCGCCCAGCCAGGUGGCCAUCGCAUCCGCAUCCGUUUCGGGAUCGGGAUUGGGAGCCGGGAACAGCAGCGCCUGCUUGACCUACAACCGGGUUCCCUGGAAGCUGCGCGUGCGCAAGGAGGUCUUCCAGCCGCACGAACCCAUCGGACCACCGGUGGCCCUGGAUCUGCUCUUCGCCCAGGUGCUCGGCGACGUCUUUGGCGUGACUCCUUGCCUGAGGAUCACUCCGCAGGAGAAGAGCUCCGCUCUGAACAUGCUGCAUGGCCACGGAGUGAGUGUGGACACGCUCUCCAACCGGAAUGGAAGUGGAUCUGCAGGAGGAGGAGCAGGAGGCGGAGGAGGAGCAAGUGGAGGGCAGGUGCGUGCGCUGGUGAAGCGCCACCUGGUGGACAUGGCGCGCGACUGGCCGCUCUACUUCGCUCGGUUGUUCGCCGUGCAGGGAGCUCCUCUCUAUCCCGACGUGAGCAUCAUGGGCGUCUCGCACAGCGGACUGUACCUCGCCAGGCGGGACGCCGACUACCUGAUCGUGGUGCAGGCCAUCUCCUUCGGGGAGAUCCAGAGCGCCGUCACCCUGCCGCGUCCGGCGGCCCUCCAGCUCAACCUGCGCAACGGGAAGCACCUGGCGCUCCACGCCGCCCGCGCCGCCGCCAUCCAGUCGAUGGUCACCAGCUUCGUCCAGGAGUUCCGCAAGUCACAAUCGAAGGGCUCCACCCUUUCCUCGGGAGCCCGUGCCGCCGCGCAGACCUUGAAUGUGCCGCUGGAGCGCCUGGAGUCCCGCCAAGCGCACGCCCAGCGGACGGAGCACGGCGUGGACGGAGGAUCCCGCCAGAACGAGUCGCUGCAGCAGCAGGCGCAGCAGUCGGAGCUGCAUCACCACCUGCAACAGCAGCAGCACCACCACAACCACCACCACCAGCAACAGCAGCAGCAGCAGCUGGAGGAUGCCCUCGAGGAGCAGCAGAUGGCCUCCGAUCACCAGCAGCAGCAGCAGCAGCAACAGCAACAGGGUCAGCAGCAGCGGUUCCUCAAGCAGCAGAGCUACCUGCACUCCGCCCGCAAAUCCACCGCCGGCCAACAGCCAUCCUCGCUGACCAACGGCCAGUCGCACCAGCAGGAGCAGAUCCUGCAGCACCAGCAGUCGCAGCAGUCGCAGUCCCUGCCGCACCACGACCUGGAUGCCAACUACCUGCAGGAGGAGGGCAACGGGGGCACCCCGCCCUCCGUCACCAAGUACUCGCUGCUCCAGUUCGCCAUGCAGCACUUCCGCAACGACCAACUGAGGGACGCUGACCGGCACCACGAGCGGCACCAGUCGGCGGCGAACCGCUCGUACGCGGAGCUGGUGAAGUGGCAGGGACACGCCAUCCGCCUGCCGCUCCUGCGGCUCCCGAACGACUUGGCGCCUCUGGCGCUCGAGUGCUUCGACUGCAUCCUGCGCUACUGCGGCGACAUCCCACUGGACCCCGACCUCACCGAGGUCAAGUGCGUCUACACCGUGCUCAUGCACUGUCACAAAUACCUGGCGCUGCGCGACGAGGUCUACUGCCAGCUGAUGAAGCAGACGACGGCGAACCGCUCCCCGUGUCCGGACAGCUCGCAGCGGGCGUGGCGCCUGCUGAGCAUCCUGGCGGCGUACUUCGGCUGCUCGGACGCACUGCGUCCCUACCUGAUGGAGCACCUGACCUCGGCGGCCUCCGACCGCCGGCGCUCCUGCCACGGAACCGCGGCCGUCUGCCUCACGAACCUGCGCAAGACGGCCCGCUGCGGCGGUCGGAAGAACGUGCCCAGCGUGGAGGAGGUGACGGCGGUGUCCGCCGGCAGGUCGGCCCGUCGCCAGAUCUACCGACUGCCCGGCGGGGCGGAGCGGGUGGUGAACACCCGCUGCUCCACCGUGGUGGCCGACGUGAUCGCCGAGUUGUGCGCCCUCUUGGGCGUGGAAUCGGAGGCGGAGCAGCAGGAGUUCUCGCUGUACUGCAUCGUCCAGGGAGACGCCUUCACCAUGCCGCUGGCCGCCGACGAGUACAUCCUGGACGUGACCACGGAGCUGCUCAAGUCCGGGCAGCCCUUCUACCUGAUCUUCUGCCGGUCCGUCUGGCACUUCGCCUUGAAGAGGGAGCCCGCUCCGAUGCCCCUGUACGUGGAGGUGCUCUUCAACCAGGUGGCGCCCGACUACCUGGAGGGCCUGCUCCUGGAGCUGCCCGGGAACGGGGUGCCCGUGCCCGAGAUGGUACGCGACAUGGCCCGCAUCGCCGCCCUGCUCCACCGCGCCGCGGAUCUGAGCCACGUGCCGGCGAUGAAGGAGAUCAAGUUCCUGCUGCCCAAGCCGGCGCUGGGCAUCCGCGAGAUCCGCCCCGCCCAGUGGGUGGGCCUCGUCCAGUCGGCCUGGCCCCAGGUGGCCGGCCUGAGUCCCGGCCAGGUGAAGGCCCAGUUCCUCAACGUGCUGGCCGCCUGGCCGCUCUUCGGCAGCAGCUUCUUUGCGGUGAAGCGCAUCUGGGCGGAGGAGGCGCCCCACGUGGAGGACAACCACAGUCCCAUGUGGCGGGACCUCAUCCUGGCCCUCAAUCGUCGCGGCGUCCUCUUCCUGGACCCCAACACACACGAGACCCUGCAGCACUGGAGCUUCAUGGAGGUGAUCUCUACGAGAAAGGUUCGCUCCGAGGAUGGUGCUCUCUUCCUGGACAUGAAGGUGGGCAACCUGAUGCAGCAGCGCGUCAUCCGCGUCCAAACGGAGCAGGCGCACGAGAUCUCGCGCCUGGUGCGCCAGUACAUCACCAUGGCCCAGAUCAGUCAGCGGGACAAGCGGGAGCUCAACUAGUUGCUCGAUUGCUUAACUUCCCGCUCACAAGAAUCAUCUUAUUCGUAUCCGAUAUCGUAUUGAGUUACCCCCCGUAUCUCCACACACACGCACACACACACACAAACAUUUUUUUGUCGUUUUUUUUAAGUCGCGAGUACUAGUUACAGAUAUAUAUUAUAUUUAUUGGCGCCCAUAUGCAAGAUACAUAUGCCUGUUUAGAUACUAAUGUUGUGCUGGUUUAUAUAUCCUCCCAAUCCCCGAUUCCCUUCUUUUCACCCGACUUGGUGGCGCUACGAUGGCCAUAUAGUAGACCCCCUCGAUUCCCUAGAUCCCCUCGAUUCCUAGGCUUAAGCGAACCAAGUGCAAUCCGAGUGCAGGAUUGGUCCCCUCCUCGUUUCAACGAUCCAACGACUUCGUUUAGCACUUAAGAUUAGCAAACUUUAUUAUUAUCAUUAUUUUAUUUGAUUUUUUUUUGACAUUUGUUAAAUCGAAAAUUGCCUAGCGUAAUCCCUAAAAUAAUCAUAAAUAAAUACAAUUUAUAUAUGUAUAUCUAUCGCAAAA
Drosophila ficusphila is the source of this 11021-nucleotide messenger RNA. RefSeq names its product unconventional myosin-XV (gene Myo10A). Lineage: Eukaryota; Metazoa; Arthropoda; Insecta; Diptera; Drosophilidae. Bases 756 to 10478 code for a protein of 3240 amino acids. Gene Ontology annotation, cellular component: cytoskeleton; myosin complex. Gene Ontology annotation, molecular function: protein binding; cytoskeletal motor activity; ATP binding. The transcript is spliced from 8 exons. The record is from RefSeq and is a predicted model, not a curated record.